Lathyrus sativus (Indian pea) is the source of this 1194-nucleotide messenger RNA. The record is from the annotation of a GenBank genome assembly. NCBI's taxonomy places the organism in Eukaryota, Viridiplantae, Streptophyta, Magnoliopsida, Fabales, Fabaceae.
AUGAUCUCUUCACAAGAUAACCAAAAUGCCCUUGUUUACCCUUCUUCUAUGCAUAUGGUGUAUUCUGACCUUGGAUCUCUCUCUCUUACUUCAAACAAAGAGAGUUAUGGUUGCAAGACUUUUGUGAUGGAUGAUGAUAUGGAAGGAAAAGGCUCUUAUUGUAGUGAGGAAACUAACCCUAAUGAGAAUAAUGGAAGUGGGAAAGAGGAAGAUAAUGGACAGUCUAGUAAAUGUGCUAGAGGACAUUGGAGACCUGCGGAAGAUUCCAAGCUUAAAGAACUUGUUGCUCUUUAUGGUCCUCAGAACUGGAAUCUCAUUGCUGAAAAGUUAGAAGGAAGAUCAGGCAAAAGUUGUAGGUUAAGAUGGUUCAACCAACUGGAUCCAAGAAUAAACAGAAGAGCAUUCAAUGAAGAAGAGGAAGAGAGACUAAUGCAAGCACAUAGGAUUUAUGGAAACAAAUGGGCCAUGAUAGCGAGACUAUUUCCUGGAAGAACAGAUAAUGCUGUAAAGAAUCACUGGCAUGUUAUAAUGGCAAGAAAGUACAGAGAACAAUCCAGUGCAUACAGGAGAAGAAGGUUAAUGAACCAAUCUAGUGGUUUCAGAAGAAUGGAUCAAAAUCCAAGCUUUAUCUGCAGGGACACCGCAAGAAUGGAGACAGAACCAUCACCGCCUUAUUUUCUCAAUGGAGCCCCACUUGGGAAUAGUAUGUCCAUUUUUCCAUAUGCUGCUUCUUUACAACAUGGUGCUCAUGGUGGUGGGGUUGAGUAUGGUUUAAAUGGUUUACCUCACAUGAGUGGUGAGAGAGAAGGUUUUCAAGGACCCCUACAUGUUGGUUUCUAUGCUCAACAAGCACCUUUUGAUUUCUUCUCUGGUAGUAGAAGAAACGAAAUGGUGGAAGAAUCAAUGAAUCAUUCAAGAUAUUGGGAUGGGACAAAUGAUGAAUACCAACCACAACAUCAACAACAACAAGAAAUACCAAGUUUCCACCAUCAUUAUCCACAACAACAAUAUCUCAUGUCAAUGCAGCAGCAACAACAACAAAACAAUCACAAUUUCAACAGUUUCUCAAAUUCCUUAGCAUCAUCAACACCUCACAACAACACAGAAAACAGUGGAAAAGUUCUGAUUGAUGACACACAGGAACCAGUUGAAACUCGUCAAUUUUUUGACUUCCUUGGAGUAGGUGCUACAUGA